CGAACUCAAUCAACAACCAUGAAAUUCAUUGUUGCUUUCGCCGCCCUCGUCGCCGUAGCUUUGGCUGCCCCACAACAUCCAGACAAGGAUGCCCAUGUUGUGAAGUUCGACUCUGAGAACAUUGGAGUUGAAGGAUUCAAAUAUGGAUACGAAACCAGCAACGGAAUCGCCGCUUCUGAGGAAGGACAUGUCAUCAACGCCGGUACCGAGAACGAAGCCAUAGCCGUCAGUGGUGAAUUCAAAUACGUUGGUGCUGAUGGUGUCACUUACACUGUAACCUACAUCGCCGAUGAGAAUGGUUUCCAACCACAAGGCGAACACAUCCCAAAAGCUGACCACUAAACAUACCCUUUGACUUCGACAUUGAUUUCCUGUUGUAAAUAG
Nicrophorus vespilloides is the source of this 384-nucleotide messenger RNA. RefSeq names its product flexible cuticle protein 12-like. Lineage: Eukaryota; Metazoa; Arthropoda; Insecta; Coleoptera; Silphidae. Gene Ontology annotation, molecular function: structural constituent of chitin-based larval cuticle. The coding region runs from base 19 to 342 and encodes 107 amino acids. Gene Ontology annotation, cellular component: chitin-based extracellular matrix. The record is from RefSeq and is a predicted model, not a curated record. The transcript is spliced from 3 exons.